Pipistrellus kuhlii (Kuhl's pipistrelle) is the source of this 553-nucleotide messenger RNA. RefSeq names its product mitochondrial ribosomal protein S18C (gene MRPS18C). Lineage: Eukaryota; Metazoa; Chordata; Mammalia; Chiroptera; Vespertilionidae. Gene Ontology annotation, biological process: mitochondrial translation. Gene Ontology annotation, molecular function: structural constituent of ribosome; small ribosomal subunit rRNA binding. The record is from RefSeq and is a predicted model, not a curated record. Gene Ontology annotation, cellular component: mitochondrial small ribosomal subunit; ribosome. The transcript has 6 exons. Bases 106 to 522 code for a protein of 138 amino acids.
AGCUCGCGGAACCUUUGGCGCGAGUCCUCGGGCUACGCCGGGAGCGCCGGAAGGGACUCGUGCGGACUGCUUCGGAGGAGGAGGGGAAGAGAGGACCGCGGGACCAUGGCUUCUGUGGUUGCUGUUUGCAGUGGGCCGGGGAGGAGAAAGGUUGUGAGCUUCCUAACGGCGGCUGUCAGCUGUCGAGCGGUGCUGUGGAGAAGUUGUUCACAGUAUAAACAGGUAGCCAGCAAUGAGGACCUGCCUGUUCCAAUAGAAAAUCCUUAUAAGGAGCCUCUUAAAAAGUGUGUCUUGUGUGGAAAACGUGUAGAUUAUAAGAAUGUACAGCUUUUGUCCCAGUUUAUUUCUCCAUUUACUGGAUGCAUUCAUGGAAGGCACAUAACAGGUCUUUGUGGGAAGAAACAAAAAGAAAUCACAAAAGCUAUUAAGAGAGCACAAAUAAUGGGAUUUAUGCCAGUUACAUACAAGGAUCCUGCAUACCUCAAAGACCCUAAAAUUUGUAACAUCAAAUAUCGGGAGUAAAUUAUAUAAAGUUAUUAUCAAUAAAUUUAUU